Coturnix japonica (Japanese quail) is the source of this 2801-nucleotide messenger RNA. It is a transcript of the gene WBP11, whose product is annotated as WW domain binding protein 11. Gene Ontology annotation, cellular component: spliceosomal complex. NCBI's taxonomy places the organism in Eukaryota, Metazoa, Chordata, Aves, Galliformes, Phasianidae. Gene Ontology annotation, biological process: RNA processing. The record is from RefSeq and is a predicted model, not a curated record.
UCCGUCCCGGUUCAAGAUGGCGGCGCGGCAGCGGCGGGCAGCGCGGUGGUGGUAGAGGCCGCGGCGGCGGUGGGAGGGAGCUGAGCCACCCCCGCCCCGCCUUGCCCCACCGGGCCGAGUGGUCUUUUUCAGUUCUUUUAUUUUGAAGCAGAAGAAAAAAAGUCAAAAUGGGGCGGAGAUCUACAUCAUCCACCAAGAGUGGGAAAUUCAUGAAUCCCACAGACCAAGCUCGAAAGGAAGCUCGGAAAAGGGAACUAAAAAAGAACAAAAAGCAACGAAUGAUGGUACGAGCGGCUGUACUGAAGAUGAAAGACCCAAAGCAGAUCAUCCGGGACAUGGAAAAAUUGGAUGAGAUGGAGUUUAACCCAGUGCAGCAGCCACAGCUUAAUGAAAAGGUGCUAAAGGAUAAACGCAAAAAGCUCCGUGAGACUUUUGAGCGUAUCUUACGGCUCUAUGAGAAGGAGAAUCCUGACAUCUAUAAAGAACUGCGCAAGUUGGAAGUGGAGUAUGAGCAGAAGAGAGCACAACUCAGCCAGUAUUUUGAUGCUGUCAAGAACGCUCAGCAUGUUGAAGUGGAAAGUAUCCCUUUACCUGACAUGCCUCAUGCUCCCUCCAACAUCCUUAUACAAGACAUUCCCCUUCCUGGGGCCCAGCCACCUUCUAUCCUCAAGAAAACAUCAGCCUAUGGACCACCGGUUCGAUCUAUUUCUAUGCUUCCCCCUCCUGGGCUUGGUGUUCCACGUUUACCUCCUGGCAGGAAGCCCCCAGGACCUCCUCCAGGGCCACCCCCACCACAAGUCCUACAGAUGUAUGGCCGUAAAGUGGGUUUUGCUUUGGAGAUGGCUCCUCGAAGGCGAGAGGAAGACGUUUCUUAUGGUUCUGAACCAGGACAGCGAGGGCAUGAUGAUGAUAUGUCCAGUACAAGUGAGGAUGAAGGCUAUCCUGAGGAUAUGGAUCAAGACAAGCAUGAUGAGAGUAGUGAUGAUAGUGACAGUGAUAGGUCAGAUGCAGACAGUGAAGGUGAUGACUUCCCACAUCGUGAUAAUGACAAGGAGAGGGAAGGCGGAGAAGAAAAGAAAUCAGGUCAUAGCGUACGGUUUGCAGACAUGCCUGGGAAAUCACGGAAGAAGAAAAAGAACAUGAAAGAACUGACUCCACUCCAGGCCAUGAUGUUACGAAUGGCAGGUCAGGAAAUCCCAGAAGAAGGGAGGGAAGUGGAAGAAUAUUCAGAAGAAGAGGAGGAGGAUGAAGAAGACUCAGAGUCUGAAGACACAUCGCAACAGCAGCAGCAGCAGCAGCAACAUAGUGAGGAAGCUCUUGCAGAGACUGGGUCGUCUACUGCAGCCUCAACACAGCAGCAAUCUUCGCAAGCCGUUGCUUCAAGUCAGAUACAGGCACCUCCUAUGCCUGGGCCACCUCCACUAGGACCACCUCCAGCCCCUCCAUUGAGGCCCCCAGGGCCACCCACUGGCCUCCCUCCUGGCCCUCCACCAGGAGCUCCUCCUUUCCUGAGACCUCCUGGUUUACCAGGACUGCGUGGGCCUUUACCUCGACUUCUACCACCAGGUCCCCCACCUGGGAGACCCCCAGGCCCUCCCCCCGGUCCCCCACCUGGUCUGCCCCCAGGCCCUCCUCCUCGUGGGCCCCCUCCUCGCUUGCCACCUCCUGCCCCACCAGGUAUCCCUCCUCCUCGCCCGGGCAUGUUGCGGCCACCUCUGGUGCCUCCAUUAGGACCUGCCCCGCCUGGGCUUUAUCCACCAGCUCCUCUUCCAAACCCGGGUGUUCUGAGUGCCCCACCCAGCUUGAUUCAGCGUCCCAAGGCGGAUGACACCAGUGCUGCCACUAUUGAGAAGAAGGCUACGGCUACUAUCAGUGCCAAGCCACAGAUCACUAACCCCAAGGCAGAAAUCACUCGCUUUGUGCCCACUGCCUUGCGAGUGCGUAGGGAGAAUAAAGGGGCAUUGGCUGCCUCCCAGAGAAAACAAGAUGAUGAGCCUGCUCUCCCAUUAACCAAAGCUGCCCCUAAGGCUGGAUCGUCUGCCCCUAUCUCUGUACAGACAAAGGAUGAUGUGUAUGAAGCCUUCAUGAAGGAAAUGGAAGGUCUUCUCUGACCUGUCCCAAUCAGCUUUCCUGCCCUCUGAGCACAGAUCAGGCCACCACAGAGGAAGAGGGAAAGGUCUUUCUGCCAGCAAUGGAAGGGCUCAUAUGACAGGGAAUGGUUCCCUACCCAUGGGUUAACUUGCCAGUACGAUCUGAAUAGAGGCUGCUGCAGGUGAGGUGCAGCCAGGUACUUCCUUUCAGAGCUCGCAUGUCCACUUGGAGCAAGGGAAUUACAGUCAGUAAGGCAACGCUGCUUCCCUUGAGUCCUCCCACUUCCUUGGAGGAGGUGACGGUGAUCUGUGGAGGGGGUGUAGGAGCUGUGGCUGUCUUUGCUCUUCCCGAAUCCUUUCACAUCCUGAAUGCUCUGGUGAGGGUAGUGGAGCCAAUUUUUAAGGAGCCAGAAAAACAUUAGCAGCAUUUCAUACACACAUGGUUUUAUUUUCUGUACUGUUCCUUUCUGUAAAUAUUUUAUAAUCCUGUUGUUUUUGUUUUUUUUUUUGUUUUUUUUUGUUUUUUGUUUUUUUUAGUUGCAGUGAGAUCAAUCAUCUUUAUUCCGGGUAGUCAGGGCGGUCAUUUGUUGCGUAUACUGUACACUGGAAUUUGGCACCCUGUCCCCUUAACCGUCAUCUUGAUGGCUUUUCAUUGGCAGGGGAACCUUCAUUUUGUCUUGUGAAAGACAAUAAAUAUUCAGUGUAUCAAAA